Molecule: messenger RNA, 612 nt
Organism: Aspergillus melleus
Lineage: Eukaryota; Fungi; Ascomycota; Eurotiomycetes; Eurotiales; Aspergillaceae
Exons: 1
Coding region: 1-612 (203 amino acids)
Source: RefSeq, a predicted model, not a curated record
AUGGGCGAAAGUCUUCUCAAGGCCCUGGUCAAUCGCCCACCCCGCAACCUGGAGCACCUCCGCAUCGUGAAUUUCGGCAUAUCUCAUGACAAACUCCCAUUGGAAUCACUCAAGCCCGUGAUUGAAAACCUGCGGAGUCUCUCCAUUUGUUCCGACGUCAAGCAGCGCGGUGACGCGACGACAGAAUCGGGUCUGUACUCCGCGCUGAGAUAUGCGCGGAAACUGCGGGAACUCAAGAUUGAAGGUGCCACUGAUGCUCCCCAGACUUCUUUCAAUCACCUUCUUCCUGAGGCUCCGCUCCGCGCUCUGGACAUUAGUGGUUUGUUCUUUACGUUUGAUGGAAUUUGCGAGAUCUCUAAGUUCGCAAAAACUCUCACGACCCUGUACAUUACACACAAUUGGCUCACCGACGGUACUUGGGCAGAAUUCAUCGAGACGCUAUGGGACUUUCCACUCCUUAACAAUGGCUUACUGGGCCCGAACUAUUAUGUGAAAGACACGAUGACCACUGCAGGUCAGGAAGUAACUGACGAGCAAGAGUGUCACUCCUUUCACAAGAAAAAGAUGACGGCACGCGAGGCCUGGGUGUCCAAUGAUACACUCGAAUACUAA